This is a messenger RNA of Seriola aureovittata, 3327 nucleotides long. RefSeq names its product kinesin light chain 3 (gene klc3). Gene Ontology annotation, biological process: axo-dendritic transport. NCBI's taxonomy places the organism in Eukaryota, Metazoa, Chordata, Actinopteri, Carangiformes, Carangidae. Gene Ontology annotation, cellular component: membrane-bounded organelle; cytoplasm; kinesin complex. The record is from RefSeq and is a predicted model, not a curated record. Gene Ontology annotation, molecular function: kinesin binding. The coding region runs from base 1481 to 3226 and encodes 581 amino acids. The transcript is spliced from 13 exons.
UUCACACAAAUACAGCAGAAACAAUGUGACAUAACGUUAUAAUGCAAUAAUUCACUGUUUUGAAUAUUUCUUUCAGAAGUGUUUCAUGCUCCACACAUGAAUGAGAUAUUAUUUGAAAGACUCACAUUAGCAUUUCCAACUCAUAAUUAAUUAUAUUGAUCAUCAACAAUGAUACUAUUAUAUUACUAUAAAAACAUGUUAAUUGUGUUCAUAGAUGCAGAAACAUACUCUAGAGGGAUACCAGUUGCCUGUAAAGACCGGAAAAAAUACCAAAAUCCAAACCAUCAUUUAGUUUCGGUUUAUAAUUCUUUUAUUAAAAAACUGUUUUUCUGUGACUGGGUGGAUAGAUAGAUAGAUACAUAACAUAACAAUACUCAGAUAUAUCAUAACAGGUUGUUUGUGUUGUAUGUUGUUUUUCUUUUGCUCAUUUUGUUUGUGUUCUGUCUCCAUGUUUCAUGUUGGACUGAGUGUCCUCAGAAUAUUUGCACAAGGUGUUAGAUUGAGGUUUUUUAUGACGGAAUAAAAUCAAAGCAAAACAGAUAGAAAGAUACUUCAUUUGAACUACAUGAGAGUGAAAAGUCAGUCUUGAAAUGUAUUUCAGAAAUCACUUUUGGAAAUCUGAAGCAAAGUCUUAUAUUAAAACUCCUCUAUUCAGUUACAGUGACACGCAGCAUUUCUGCCGACGUGAGACAAAAAAAUCUACAGUUUUUUUCUUAGACUUAACACACUGUCUUAAACUAACGCUCUAAACCUGAUAUAGUUGAUGACCUGACAUGCAAAGAGAAAUAUUUGGACUCAUGCUGACCUUUGGAUAACAAUCUGCCUGCAUGUUAACCAUGAACUGUAACGUUUGUAUUUAGUUCCAUAUCCCUACUUCUCCUGUCAGAUCAGAGCAGAGAAGAGGAAACUGAAAACCAGCAUGUUUGUAUUUACUGAAGUUGCUGACAAUGAAACCCAAAGGACACCUUUAUCCUUUCCCCUUACCUUUUACAAUCAAAUCUGUUUACUGACAGAAAUGGAUUAAUUCAGUGAAACCAAUAAGAAAUCACAGCUUCUAUUUAGAUUCAGUCACUGUCUGUGAUCUAUAUCCAAAUGUCUUCUCUUCUCCUCUUUACCUUUAUCAAAAGAGACUGGACCACAAAGUUGAUAGUAAAUCAGUACUAUACCGGUUUUUAAAUGCUAUUAAGAUAAAUUUGCAAAUACAGUUUAAACUCUGCUUGCAUUCAAAGAUGGUGCUGCUACACUAAUCCUCAUAUGUUGCUAGUUGAAGUUUUCGUUUGGUACAUUGCUGAUACUAUUACAACUUAUAUUCUACUUCUGCCAGUGUUGCUACUACUAAGACUAGUUGGCCUCCCACCUCUUCUCCUGGUACUGUUAGCUACAAAUACUAGUAGUAGUCAUAAUACUACUACUUCUCCUGCCAUGUCACCACUACCACUCCUCCUUCUACUAUUAUUAUAUUACCAAUACUGCUGCUAUUAUGAUGACUACUUCUACUACUGCUGGUAAAUAUAUUACUACUUCUAAUGCCACGAGGGUAGUGGUAGUGGCCAUUGCCUCUAUCACUACUGCUUCUUUUACAAGUACUGCUAUAAAGAGUCAUUUUCAGAAAUUCAUGUGUCACUGUUUUUGCUGUUCCCAGGUCAGUUGUUGUGAGAGGAGGAACCUCAGAGUUGGAGCCAUGUUGUCGGCGGAGGAGAUUCUGUGCAGCACGCAGCAGGUGAUCGCAGGGCUGGAGGCGCUGAGAGGAGAGAACCGCGGUUUGCUGGAGAGCCUGCAGGAGGCGAUGGAGAGCCGGCCGGCGCCAGAGAGCAGCAACAGCGUGGAGCAGGAGAAAAGCAGCAUCAUCUGCCAAUCACUGGAGAGGAUAGAGCUGGGGCUGAGCGAGGCACAGGUGAUGAUGGCGUUGUCGGCUCACCUGGGAUCACUGGAGGCGGAGAAACAGAAGCUGCGAGCUCAGGUGCGUCGUCUUUGUCAGGAGAACCAGUGGUUGAGGGACGAGCUGGCUGGUGCUCAGCAGCGGCUGCAGGACAGGGAGCAGGAGGUGGUCACCCUGGAGGAGCAGAACAGACACCUGCAGUUCAUGUCCUCCAUACGUAAAUACGACCAGGAGGAGCCGCAGCUGGAUGACAAAGACACGUCCUCCAACAAAGAGUCUCUGGAUGAUCUCUUUCCUACUGAGGAUGAGGAACAGUCACAGAUGUCCCAGCCUCACCACAGCAGUGCAGCAGCUGCAGCCCAGCAGGGCGGCUACGAGAUUCCCGCCCGCCUUCGAACGCUCCACAACCUUGUCAUCCAGUACGCAUCCCAGGGACGAUACGAAGUCGCCGUACCGCUCUGCAAACAGGCUUUGGAAGACCUGGAGAAGUCUUCAGGCCACACCCACCCAGACGUAGCCACCAUGCUGAAUAUACUGGCACUUGUGUACAGAGACCAGAACAAAUACAAAGAAGCAGCCAACCUGUUGAAUGAUGCGUUGGCGAUCAGGGAGAAAACUCUUGGGAUCGAUCAUCCAGCUGUAGCAGCAACGCUCAAUAACCUUGCAGUGCUUUAUGGGAAAAGAGGAAAAUACAAGGAAGCAGAGCCACUGUGUAAAAGAGCUUUGGAGAUCAGAGAGAAGGUUCUGGGUACAGACCACCCAGAUGUGGCCAAGCAGCUCAACAACCUGGCUCUGCUAUGUCAGAACCAGGGGAAGUACCAGGAGGUGGAGCAGUACUACGAACGCGCCCUGCACAUCUACCAGAGCAAACUGGGACCAGACGACGCGAACGUGGCCAAGACCAAGAACAACCUGGCAUCAUGUUACCUUAAACAGGGGAAAUACAGACAAGCUGAGGCUCUGUACAAAGAGAUCCUGACCAGAGCACAUGAAAAGGAGUUUGGAUCUGUAGAAGGAGAAGGUCGUCCCAGCUGGUCCGGGGCCGAGGACGGCGGCCCCAGACAGGAUGGACUCAGUAACCUGAAGCGCAGCGGCUCCUUCACCAAACUCAGAGAGUCAAUUCGCCGGAGCAGCGAGAAACUGGUCCGCAAGCUGAGAGGGGUCGGAAUGGAGGAAACAACCCCAAGGAAUGCUGGGAUGAAGAGGGCAAACUCUCUGAAUGUGUUAAAUGUUGGAGCCAGAGACAGUCAAGAUGGAGCCCAGUCGAGCCGUUUGGCAGAUAUUCGAGGCCUGAGCUGCAGCACACAGAGCCUGACAAGACGAGGUUCACUUGGUGGGACCAGCUAACACACACACACACACACACACACACACACACACACACACACACACACACACACACACACACACACACACACACACACACACACACACACACAGACUCACAC